AGACAAAAAGAAGUGUCAUGGAUUUCUUAGCCAACGGCGUGGACGACGAUGAAAAUAUUGUCUUCGGUGAUUCAUCCGAUGAUCGCAAUGUCUUACGAAUCGUGGUUACCGAAGCGAGCACAGAAAUCGCUCACGCUCUCAUGUAUCGCAUUCUUUCUAAUAACGUAUUUGAAGAUGAUCAACUCAUUUAUUUAGUUGUUUACGAAACCUUCGAAAAAGCGUUAUUUUUAGAAAGCAUUGUAAUAGAACUUACGGAAUCCAGUCCGACUCAGCUCUAUGGAAUUAUUUAUACGCAUGAACCGUCGAUCGCUUUUAAAGAUGCGGAUAUUGUGUUUUGUAUUGGAUUAGCAAGAGGAUAUGAAUUUGUGGACGAAGAGUAUGAAGAUUUAUUUUUCGAGGAGUGUGCCUUAAUUGCAAAAUUUCAUGGUGAAACCUUAGAAAGAUAUGCAAAGAGAGACGUAAAAGUAAUCGUUCUCGGAAAUAUGACGGCUACUAUUAUUUCGCAUUAUGCGAAAUCUAUUCCUAGAAAGAACUUUACAACCUUAUCCAAAUUUAACAUGAAAAUGUGCGCGGCUCAUAUAGCAACGCGAGUUGGUUGUCGUGCCGAUCAAAUUAAAAAUAUUAUUUUAUGGGGUACCGAUAAUAAAAGUAUGUUUCCUGAUUGCAGAUACAUAUCUUUUGCAAAAGAUGUGAUUAUUAAUGACUGUUUACGUGCAUGGUUAAAAGUCGAUUUACCACGGAUACUGCAAGAUGUAUUAAAUAGAUCUUUGUAUAGCAGAUCGCUUGCAUACGCACUUGCAGAACAUUGCAAAGUAUUAUGGUAUGGGACAGAACAAGGUGAAUGGACUUGUAUGGGUGUAUACUCCGACAGUUCGUACGGUGUUCACGAAGGAAUAUUUUUUUCCUAUCCAGUGUUUUGCAAUAACAAAGAAUACGAGAUCGUUCAAGUACCAGACAUUUUUAUUACCUAUAUAUUUCAGAGAAAUUUCGGUAUUAUCUUAUUUAUAAUUUUCGCUUUAUAUACAAGGGUUUACUAG
This is a messenger RNA of Vespula vulgaris, 1037 nucleotides long. Its product is annotated as malate dehydrogenase, cytoplasmic-like. The transcript has 5 exons. Gene Ontology annotation, biological process: oxaloacetate metabolic process; malate metabolic process; tricarboxylic acid cycle. The coding region runs from base 18 to 1037 and encodes 339 amino acids. NCBI's taxonomy places the organism in Eukaryota, Metazoa, Arthropoda, Insecta, Hymenoptera, Vespidae. Gene Ontology annotation, molecular function: L-malate dehydrogenase (NAD+) activity. The record is from RefSeq and is a predicted model, not a curated record.